Ostrinia furnacalis (Asian corn borer) is the source of this 5086-nucleotide messenger RNA. RefSeq lists its product as uncharacterized. NCBI's taxonomy places the organism in Eukaryota, Metazoa, Arthropoda, Insecta, Lepidoptera, Crambidae. The transcript has 41 exons. The record is from RefSeq and is a predicted model, not a curated record. The coding region runs from base 230 to 5086 and encodes 1618 amino acids.
AUGGCGGCAUUUUCGUUUUUCCUGUACCUAAUAUUUUCAAGUUAAUGUGAUAUUCCACAAUCAAAGCUAUUCUAGAUGAAGUUAAAAUUAAGAAUUCGUCGAUAAAAAUCCAUGACAAUGAAGAAAUUUCGUGACAGAUGUGAUGCAAACUUAAUUCUUCGCUAAAAUUUUAUGGCAUCAAAAGUUUAUCAUCCGUUUUGUUUUGGUUGAUAAAACCAUCUAUUGAAUAAUGAAUGGUCUAAAAAAAGAGGGAUUUAAGCGUGAUAUGUGUAAAAGUCACUCCGCCCGGUCAGAUCGAGAGUUAUACAGAGUAUGCCCGUCUAAGCUAAGUAAGAAAGAACUGGAGGAUCUCUACUUCACUCUGUUGGAGAACAACUUGGAACUAAAGCGGACAGUCACUGGGCAGCAAGAGCAGAUCAAAGUAUUGUCUACCCGAGUGCAGAGAAUGACUGCUGCCAACAAGAACCAUGUGGCCAAAGAAAAAGACUGUUGUACUUACACAAAGUCAAUUGUCAACGAACAGAAAGAAUCGAUAGCAGACCUGAAAAGAGCAAAUGAAAGAUUAUCCGAGAGGAUUCGUGUGCUGAACAUGAGGCUGUGCUCGGCCAAACAGUUCCUCCGCCGAAGCCCUGCCACCUCCGUCUCUCGUUGUACUAAGUGCUCUGCGCCACCAGCAUCUCUGAAAAAUUCAUCUGUGAGUGUAUUAAAUGCAAGGAUAAGUGAUAGCAAUGUGAAAACAGCAGUAUCCACCCGUUUUGUUGAUAAGGAUCCUAUGUUAUCAACGAGGACGGUGGAGACUGAAACUGAAGAACCAGAAAAAGAGAACCCUGAGACGUUAUGUAAUGAGAAUAGAUGUCGAAGUCUUAUGGAAGAGUUGAAACAAAAAAUCGUCGAUUUACAAGAGGAACUCUCCAAGACUCACAACGAGUAUUCUACCCGCAUCGGCCGCCUUGAAGAUGAAGUGUCCGAGCUGCGAGCGGCGAAUGAUCGCGAGCGAACACAGCGCGCCGCGAGUGACCACGAACUUACUGCGCGCGCGCAACAAGCUGAGCAGCUCGCGAGCCGGCUGAGGGAUGCUGAAGCUAAGUGCGGCGAAGUGUCAACGGAGCUUUCGAUCGAGAAGAGAAAGGUAGCAGAGUUAGAAACACGCGUGCGUGCCGCCGACCGCGCCGCCGCCGUCUCCAAGACGCUGCAGGACCACCUCAACAGCUCCAGUCAAAUGAAGAAUGAAAUCGAAAAUGAAGAAACGGAGCCAAGAGGUUCGCCUUUCUACACUCCGCGAUGGGAGUCUUCACCUCGGCUAGAAGUGCCUCAGUUAGAAGUGCCCCAGCUAGAAGUGCCCAGUGAGACGGCCGGCCAGCCUUCGGAAGCGACUGACAAGCCUUCAGACAAGGACCAGUCCACGGAGAAGGCGGACCAGCACCGGCUGUCCAAGCUGUCCAACGAUUCGGGGUACAUCGACGCUUAUAAGAGCCCUGUUGCGGCCGACCAGAAGACGAUUACUCGCAUGGAUGAUGAGCUGAAAAAUAGAAUAGCUUAUCUGCAACAACAAAUGGAUGAGAUUCUGUCUGUAAUGAAACAAGGAGAGGCAUCUGAAGUGCCCAAGGAAAGAGUUGGCAAAUCAUUCUACUUUGAAGCUUACGACUCGGGCCCUAGAAUGGCUGACUCUCCCGCGAUAGACGUCAACGAUAAACGUGAUGAUGAAGAUGGGAUUGUAUUGGAGGAAGCUUCAUACUCCAAAUCAAAGCCGUCUGACGUGACGACUCCCGAUCGGGACAGGGUCGUAGAGUCGCCUGCACGCGAGGUUAAAGAAGAAAAGCAGAAGACUCCAUUGCUCAAAAAUAAACGACUCGCUGGGAGAAAAAAUACAAUACUAGACAAGAGGCUCGCGCUUGAUGUAAAAGGUGUCAAUGCCGUGAUCGAUAAAGAGGAAAAACAUUCGUUUGUUAGCAAAAACGUUGAACAGAUUCGCUCUGACCUUACGGCAGAGUCUGCUGAGCACACUAAAAAGGACUCGCACAACAGCCUUCAAAUACCAGGACCAUUGCCUGUGGGAAAAACUUUUAUAAUUGAUAAAGCCGUUGAUAAGUUCAAGAAGAGAAAUGGCGUUAAACCCAAAAAAGACAAGGAAACUAAAGAGGUAGUAAGAGCGAGAGAAAUCAAUAAGCUACAAGGCUUUGAUGUUAAAAAAGACGAUAACGUCGAAGUUCCUUUGCGCAUACAAAAUAUUGUAGAAGAUUCGACUAUGACUAAUUUGAAUCUGAAAGAUGCAACUAUACAAGCAAUUGAUAGCGUAGAGGGUGGAAAAGUUCAAGCAACGAACGGCAAAGAAUCUGUCCAUUCAGGCAAGGCUCCAAUGCCCAUGAGUAGUUUGAUGGAGAAGUAUAUAGAAAAAGAUCCGGAGAGAGUUGGGACAUCGAGUACGCUUAUUUUGCCAGAAGUCAAGAAACCGGAAGCAGAAGACAGCAAAGUAAUUGAGCUGUGUCUGCACCAUACACGAGCGUGCACGUGCCCGGGCGCACAACGACGCGACGUGGCCGUGUUCCGCACGUGCUCGGGCACGCUACGCUUCCGCACUGCGCCCGCCGCCGCUUUCAAACGCUGCGCGUGCGCCGCUAAAGAAGAAAACGCUGGGACGUGUGAACAAGGGACUCAAGUGGAGCCCGAGGCGACGCAUAGCAGAGGCCACACCUACCCUGUGCCGCCGCGCUCGCCCGACAACACCGACUGCGAGAUAUCCUCGCUGACUGACCUACCUUCAGAGAGGGACGGCAAGUCCCCCCGCUCGGCGCGGUCACCAGGCGAGCAGAAGACGACGUCCACCUACACUGAAUCAUACUCGCCGCACUCCACCACGGCCUACAGCUCGCUCAGCGAGGGGGAGCUACCUGGUGCGGGGGGAGGUCCAAACUUAUCAGAUGGAGAAGCAAAAGUCGACCUUAAAGACAAGAAACAAACCUUCGCAGCGCCGCCUGCCGCGCGUAUGGAGGAGGCACUAGCGGCCAUUACGGAGGAACUAGCACUGUGCCGCGACCUGCUUCACGCGCGCAGCGCUGUCGAGACCAAGCCGCCUACAAAGGACGCGUCCCUGAUGGUAGAUCUGUGCCCCGGGCCCAUCGCUCUGAAGAGAGCCGCGGGCUCGCCGCGCAUCGGGGAUGCUUUCACUCCGAAAUGCAUCUUUACGCUGCACAUCGGGACGGUGGUGCUGUCUGACGAGGCAGUGAUAAACUCGCGCGACUUGUCGCUGGUGCUGACGUGGAAGUUCUACGAGCAGAGCGCCGCCAUGACUCGCAUGCGCGCCGGCCGCGUGGUGCUGUUCGACUUCUCCACCGAGUACGACGUCAAGAUCACCGACCACUUCCUGGACUAUCUCAAGCACGAAAACAUGCAGAUAAUAAUCAGCGAGCUGGACAAGCAGAAUGAGCCGUUCGCGAGCUGCGCGCUGCCGCUGCGAGAUGCACUGUUACAUACCAACAGGCGCGCUGACAUGUCUCUGGCUUUGGUGGCUGGACCUCACUUGCGUCGAGCGCAAGAUCCAUUAGACUCUGGUGACGAGGUGGGCGUGUUAGACCUGUGGUGCAUGUUACGCGUCGAUCCCGCGCUGCUGCCCGCUAUCAACCGCGCCAUCGCCAAUCCAGGCCCAGCCGACCCGUCAGCCCAGCUAGAGCAGAACUUGAUGGACGACGACGACCGGUACAACGAAGACCAGCUGUCCCAAGACUUGGACAUGCGGCCGUCCAAGCAGAAGGCCGGGCUCUACGACUUCGAGACUCCCGCGACUUACAGCGCGAAGAAGAACGACAUGUAUGAUUUGAGUCGUCCGCUGGGACCGCCAGACCGUUGUCGCAGCGUGGGCAGUCAGAGCCACGGGGAGUCUACUAGCAAUUCACCUGUGACAUUGAACACCGAAAAUCGUCGUAGUAUUUCGGCACAGGCUACAACAUCGAACGCCAAUCAAUUGCCUCAACAAAACCAAGUGCGGGUGUCUCUACAACGCGAACGCGGACCAGUAGGAUUUAAAGAUGCAGAUUCAACCCAAUCCAGAAUACUCGUGAAUGAAGUGCCUGCAAAAAUAAAAUCGGCGAACGAUAUGAAACAAGCAUUAGAUCGUUACGCCGUGCAUGAAAACAUACCUCCUAUAUCACGACUGGAAAAAAUUGAGGAUGAUGCAGCGUCUCAAACACAUUCUACUGCUAGUUCUUGGAGAGGCCUAGUCACGAGGCGACAAAUUCCCAAAUCAAACAAACGAAGCAGCUUUUUUAAAAAUGAAUGUUCUAUGACUAGUUUAGUAAAAAAGGACACUAAUUAUAAUAAGCAAUCCAAAGCCAUGCAAACGACCCGGCAGACAGUAGACGAUCCUCCGGAGCUGAGCAAAUCUUCCAGGGGGCUAGAUGGUUCAAAAAAAUUCGUCACCAUCGCAAAAAACAGUAAAUCUUGGGAUAAAGAAAAUAAGGUGUCNCCGGGGCCGCUCCGGCGCCGAGCUCGAGACGCCCGUCAGCCUGCCCAAGCCCCGGAGCUACGUCGACAAGUGCUACUUCCAGUUCAGCAAGAAGACAAUGUGGCCGCGCUCUACGUGGCGUACACGUUCCGGGGCCGCUCCGGCGCCGAGCUCGAGACGCCCGUCAGCCUGCCCAAGCCCCGGAGCUACGUCGACAAGUGCUACUUCCAGUUCAGCAAGAACAAUGUGGCCGCGCUCUACGUGGCGUACACGUUCCGGGGCCGCUCCGGCGCCGAGCUCGAGACGCCCGUCAGCCUGCCCAAGCCCCGGAGCUACGUCGACAAGUGCUACUUCCAGUUCAGCAAGAACAAUGUGGCCGCGCUCUACGUGGCGUACACGUUCCGGGGCCGCUCCGGCGCCGAGCUCGAGACGCCCGUCAGCCUGCCCAAGCCCCGGAGCUACGUCGACAAGUGCUACUUCCAGUUCAGCAAGAAGUUCCACCUGACGGACUGCGACCUGCUGCUGUUGGUGCACAUGGCCAAGUGCCGCUCCACCAACCGUACCGAGCACAGCUCCAAGGACUGCGUCAUCUUCAGCGUCAUCAGCGAACCGCCCGAAGAUCCGCGGCUACCUUUAAGUUCCACCUGA